Synchiropus splendidus (mandarinfish) is the source of this 2780-nucleotide messenger RNA. RefSeq lists its product as uncharacterized. Gene Ontology annotation, biological process: negative regulation of inflammatory response. The transcript is spliced from 7 exons. Lineage: Eukaryota; Metazoa; Chordata; Actinopteri; Syngnathiformes; Callionymidae. The coding region runs from base 3 to 2261 and encodes 752 amino acids. The record is from RefSeq and is a predicted model, not a curated record.
UCAUGAACGAUGGACGCGCGCUCCCGACACUCCAGGUGAAUGAGAGGGAAGGCGAGGAGCGGGACACGGCUCUCUGUGCGUCGCGUGAAACAAGGAACACUCACAGGAAAAUGACUUGUGGAACGCCGCUUUUCAUGACAACAUAUCUGCUUUUCGUCAUGGGAUGCGUGGCUCAGAAAGUGUACUUUGACUGUGGUGCCAAGGUGGAUGUAGUGGACGUCCAAGGUUUGAUUUUGUCCCCCGGCUUUCCCUAUAACUACUCCUCUGGGACUCACUGUGUCUGGCAGUUCUUUGUGCCUGUAGACUACCAGCUCAUUCUGGAGAUAUUUGACUUUGACGUGUUUGAAAACCAGGAGGCUGGUUUGCAGUAUUCUGCAGCUUUGGAUUUUGAAGAGGAGGUAGGUGAAGAUGGUACUUUUUCACCAAGCAGCCUCGAAGCUUAUGAUGACGAUGGUGGAGGAAACAAAGGUCUAAAGCCUCAGAGUGCUGCCAAGGAAAGUGAAGAAAAGCAAGUGGUGGUACAGGAGCAGUCGACCAAGAUGGAGAUAACCAAAGUCUCAAACUCUGCCAAAAGAUCCACAGAUGGCUCCUCAGAGAGAACAAACGCCUCCACGUACCGACCUGGGGAAAAAGCCGCAGCCGAAUCCCAUCUUAGAUUGGACUUUGACCCUAAUUCUUAUCCUGGUGGAGUCACGGAGGCCACAGUGUCCAUGUCCACUGACUCUGUGACGGUUACUCCCGAAACGCAGCAGUCGAUUUUGGACGCCUGUCCACACGACGUUCUCUACAUCUCUGACCUGAUCACCUUUUCAUCAAGGUUCUGUGGCUCCAACAGGCCACCCAGCAGCCAACUGGUGUUCGGCUCCAACCAGGAGAUGGUGGAGGUCAUCAUGGAGCUCAUCACCACCACCCACUGGGGACGCGGCUUUGCACUCCUCUUCCACUACCAUAAUCUGACAGAGCCGGGAGGGGACGGACCUGCCGUCCUUUCUGCAUCCACCAGGGUGGACUCCCUGCUGGCUGCUGUGAGCGGCGCUGCCUUCUUCGCAAUGAUACUGACCAGUGCCCUCUGCAUCAUCUUUAGACCCAAACUGUGUCCAAAGAGAGACAGCUCCUGCGCCUCCUCUAACUCUGAGGUGCCGGAAGAAGUCCAGACCACCGUGGCUGAGGUCAGCGAGCUUCAGCUAAUGGCCGAGAACCAGACCAACGUGCCGGCCUCCACGGAGCCAGUCAACCACCACAACAACACACAGCACUCAAGCGUGGCGGCUGGUGAGUCCGUGCAGGAUGCCGAUCUUUCCACCAGCAGGCUGACGGAACUGGACCUCGGUGCUGAUGAGGUCUUCAUCAUUUCCAGCCCCAGCAGUCCCUGCAGGCUCCCCUUCUCCCCCCACACGCAGCGAGAGCGGCUCCUGCGGCACAGCGACACCGGCCCGGGCCCUGCAGCGGACUGGCCCUCGCAGGACUCCAGCCCGUCCACCGGCGGCUCCCGGGCGGCCAAGGACGGCUCCAGCCGGCCCCGAGCGUGGAGCGUCCGGACGUUCCAGGACUUCUUCCCACCGCUGCCUCAGCUGCACAAGAAGUGGUGCAGCUGGAACUCCACCAGCCCCUUCACCAAACUCAUGGACAGCGGGCUGCCGACUCUGGCGUCCGACCACGGCAGGAAGGUUCUCUCCGACGUCCACCUGGAGGCCUCGGCCGACGCCAGCGCCGUCUCCGACUCCUCCGCCAGCAACGCCUCGUACCCGCUGGCCCAGCAGGCGCACCGCCAGCGGCGCCUCAACUCCACCAGCAACCUGCGGCGCUCCCGCUUCACCGGCCCCUGCUUCGGCCUGCUCUCUGGCGCCGCCGAUCCGACCAAGACCGCGGCGCUGCCUCAGAAUUCCCAGCCGGAGCCCAACGCCAACUGCUCCGCCUCCAACCAGAGUCAGGCAGAAAGCGUCCAGGCGGGAAAGAAGCGCGGUGAGGGCGAGCACGUGAGCGUCCCCGUGUUUGCCAUCUCCGAGGAGGAGGACCGCCAACCGCUGGUCUCGGCUGACCAGCUGGACCAGGGCCCAGCGGUGCCCAACGGACUGACGGGAGGCGCGUUUGAAGCAAAGCUCAUGGCAGCGACCAGUCCCAGCCACCAGAGGGCCCGGCCUGAGUGGAGGCCCUGGGGGAGCCAGGUGACGGGCGCGCUGCUCCCCUACAAGACGGCCAUGACUGAGACAGACCAGCCGACACUGGGUCCGGUUCUGUGCAGCGUCAAGGACCAGGUGUGAAGGAGCUGGACUCUGCCGGUCCACCAUCUCCGCCACUUUGUAGAACCGCUCUCAAAUCAACACGACUCUAGAGCCGCGCACCAGAAAACACACGCUGGUUUGAUGCAAAUUCUGCUGCUUUACCUACCGACUGCUGAGCUGAGUACAAAUAAUCGCAAACGUUUUUCAUCGAGCCGCACUCGAGGAGCACUUUCACACACUAACCAGACCGAUGCCGUUCAUGUCCUCCAGCUCCUGCACUUUGUGGAUUCCAGUGUGGACUUCCAACACGCAUCACAUGUGUCUCGUGACCGAAAAGUGUUCCUUAGUCACAGAUGUGCUUCUGCAGCUGGGUCCAGAAAAAGGGAAAUCACAGUCAUGUAAAGGCAAAUAUACUAAUAACGUACACGACUAGAUGUCUGUAGACCAGAGCUAGAUAAAGACAUGAAUGACUGUAAAGUUAAUAAAGAUUGUUCUUCAACUAUGACGCUGACGUACUGGUGCAUGUUUUGAAAGUUUCAUUUUAUUGUCAAUCGUGAA